UCCACUUGUUUCAGUACUCAGUUUUUUGCAAUCAUCGGGACAGUUUAUUGAAAUUAUUUGAGUGUAAAUGUGAAAUCGAACCACGUGCUAAGAGUGACAUCUGUGGAGAAGAUAAUUGAAAAAACUGCAUUUCAUUUGUUAAGCCAAAAAUUUGGGAUUUCAAGAAAUGAACAACGACAUGCCUGUUUCAGCUUUCAACCGCGUGAACGGUAGCAACGGGUCAUCUCUUUGGACACCGACCUCCGCUUCUUCUUCCGUACAUACGCCUUUCAUCUUGGCUCCGCCUCCGGCUGGAACAGCUUCGCACGGCCAUCAUCAGCAGCACAAUAACAACAGUGCGACUAGUACAACCACUAACAACGGCACUAGCACUGGCUCUCCUAUGAAAGUGCCCGUUAAACCACCGCCUCUGAAAUCCCUUCCGCCGUUGUCUGGAUACGGUGGCGGACCGACCGUUCCGCUCUCUCCUUCCGGCCUGGCAGCUAGCAUGGCGGAUCGUCUUCCACAUUUGACGUUGCCGUUUAGCCCGGAUAUUCUCUGGCGUUAUCCGACCCAAUUUUCAGCUCUGACGUCGUCGUCACCCGCCUCUGGCGGAGGCAAUUCAUCCUCGGCUGGACACCACCACUCUCACCACUCGCAACAACCUUCUUCACCUCAUCUCGAUGUCAAAACUCAUUUGCCUGGUGCUCUAGGUCCCGAUCCCCGCACUUGGGGCCGCGAAGAUGUCCUCACCUUCCUGCGCUGGUGCGAACGUGAAUUUGACCUGCCCGGUCUCGAUCUCGAUAAAUUCCAGAUGAACGGUAAAGCGUUGUGUUUACUAAAUAAAUCCGACAUUGCCGAGCGAGCGCCAGGAUCUGGAGACGUGGUGCAUAAUGCGUUGCAGUUGCUUUUACGUGACGCUCCCUACACCGGCCGAGUGCCCAGCAGCCCGUUGACUCCUCAUCCCCACACGGCUCAUCAACAGCAUUUGCUUUCGCACGCCCUUGCCGCCGCCGCUGCUCACCACCAUCAGCAACAGCAGCAGCAACAACAGCAACAGAAUUCCUCGUCUUCCGGCGCGAAUUCUAGCGGCAAUAAUGGCGGAGGCAGCCAUUUGCUCUCGCCACCCAAUUCCGCCCGAACGCCGACGUCAGCCUCUGGAUGGCCUUCGGCUAAUCAGCUGUUCUCUUCGGCCGAUUUCCACAGCCUGGGCCACUUGAUCCAGCAGACCAACUCGGUGACACUCAGCCCAGCGCCGUCCGUCUCGGACGGUAGUGGUAACAGCCAGGGAGGUAGUCCGUCUCACGCGGAACAAUCUGCCGCUGCGGCCGCCGCAGCCGCCGCUCUUGCCGCUCAGGCUCACAUCAACUUCUACACGCAAGCUCUUGCCCAGGCGCACAACCAGGCUCAAGCGGCGGCCAAUAGCGCUCAGGCUGGAUCCAAUUCCGGCUCGCAGUCUGAUUCGGAAGAGAACGACAGCGUUCAGGACAACAGCCCGUCUCGAUCACCGGCUCCGUCGACACCGAUCCACCUGGUGCCGCCGCCCAUGUCUCCUCUUGCCACCACCUUCAGCUCAGCCGCGUCGUCCAAAUCGAUGGAUAAAGACCCGCUGGCCACAACUCCGCUUUCUGACCGAGGAGGAGGAGGCGAUGGAUUGGAUUCCGGAUCGAAUGGUCGACUACUUUGGGAUUUCCUUCAACAGCUGCUCAAUGAUCCGUCGCAGCGCUACUCGCACUACAUCGCCUGGAAGAACCGAGAAACGGGCGUUUUCAAGAUUACCGACCCUGCCGGACUUGCCCGUCUCUGGGGCAUUCAGAAGAAUCACCCGUCCAUGAAUUAUGACAAGAUGUCGCGAGCCUUGCGCUAUUAUUACCGCGUCAAUAUCUUGCGUAAAGUGCAAGGGGAGCGUCAUUGCUACCAAUUUUUGCGGAAUCCCAUUGAAUUGAAGAGCAUCAAAAACAUUUCGUUGCUUCGCCACCAGAUGGCAGCUGCGGCGGCUGCGGCCGCUACGACGACUACUACCUCCAGCGCUACGACGGCGACGGGCUCUUCGGGCUCGUCGUCCACAACGUCCAGCGGUAAGAUGGCCGACAGCACGGACGCUUCUUUGGAACGUUACUCUCCAUCGAGCAGUUGCAAUGCUCCCGAUCAGGAUUUCGACGCCGAACCGAGGACGUCUCGCUUCGCCAGCAACAACAACAACGAACAGGAUCCCGAGGACAACGACUGCGACAUGCCCACCGACUUGAGCAUGGACAGCUGUGAACGACGCGGUCUCAACGGUACCAAUCCGUACCUAACGACCAUCAAAACAGAAAACAUGGCGUCGUGAUCACGUUCUAAAAGGCUGUAGGAAAACUAGCGUGUGCAAUCACAGUGCCUUAACUCGAGACGGCCAGCGAAGCAACAAAAGACCUUCGUUUAAAAAAUAAUUUACCAUUUAUGAUAUUCCAAAAGGUUUGGGAGAGACCCCUCAGGAGAAAAAGGCGUCUAUGUUUCAUUUGUUUGAAGAAGAAAAAGAAAGAAAUCAUCAGAUUUUCGAGGAUUUAUUGAGUUCAGCAUUUUGACCAACGACGUGCCAGUGGCGUGAGUAGGUUUUCAUUACGAAGAUCGACUUUCGUUUCAUCCAUUCGUUUAAAAACAUCUUCAAAGUAAAAU
Daphnia carinata is the source of this 2637-nucleotide messenger RNA. It is a transcript of the gene aop, whose product is annotated as ets DNA-binding protein pokkuri-like. Bases 167 to 2311 code for a protein of 714 amino acids. Lineage: Eukaryota; Metazoa; Arthropoda; Branchiopoda; Diplostraca; Daphniidae. Gene Ontology annotation, molecular function: sequence-specific DNA binding; DNA-binding transcription factor activity, RNA polymerase II-specific. Gene Ontology annotation, biological process: regulation of transcription by RNA polymerase II; cell differentiation. The transcript is spliced from 6 exons. The record is from RefSeq and is a predicted model, not a curated record. Gene Ontology annotation, cellular component: nucleus.